This is a messenger RNA of Argentina anserina (silverweed cinquefoil), 1470 nucleotides long. RefSeq lists its product as uncharacterized. The transcript is spliced from 13 exons. Bases 97 to 1308 code for a protein of 403 amino acids. Gene Ontology annotation, cellular component: nucleolus; small-subunit processome. Gene Ontology annotation, molecular function: RNA binding. Lineage: Eukaryota; Viridiplantae; Streptophyta; Magnoliopsida; Rosales; Rosaceae. The record is from RefSeq and is a predicted model, not a curated record.
CGAUUAGCAGUCGCUGCUUUCCUUAUAUAUUGUGUCGCUUGCGUCCCGAAACCAGAACCCAAAACACAAACAGACAUCAAGAACAAGCCUCAACUCAUGGAGAUCGACAGUUUCUCUUCCUCCUUCCAUGAAAAAUACGCGAACAAGCUGCAGGAUACAUGGGCGGCGGUGGAAUCAGCUUUAGAAGACUAUGGCAUUGCAUGCGACUUGAAUCUGGCUGAGCGUUGUGUGACGGUCUCAAAAACCGCAAGGUGUAAGGGCCGGAAUUAUUUCAUCAAGGCUAUGCGUCUCGUUGAAGUUUUGACAACGACUCAUGUUCCGCCGCAUAUGGCAAUAGAAACACUAAACGGUGAUCGGAUAAUGAUUCUCAUCAAAAUUGGGAAUCAAGAAGGUGGGCUUUGCUCAGAAUAUCGGAUAUCAAAGGAGACAUUUAUCAAGCGAUGGGAAUAUCUCGCCUGCUCCCUAGAGGCAAUUGCGGCACGGACAAACUGCAAUCUUUUUCUUAAUGAAAACAAUCUUGCUGCAACUGGAACAUUUCCAGUGAUGGUCAGGACAGCUGUCGUUGACUUCAUUAUUAACGGCAAACAUCCAGAAACUAGUAUUAAGGAGUUGCUAGGAGAACCCUUCCACAUCCGUGCAAAGAAAUAUGGGGGGAUUGAGCUUCAACAACCAAAUAUCGAUGCAAUUGGAAUGGAGAAGUGUGGCCCUUUCUUGGAUUUAUUUGGCAUGCCUGAAGUAACCUCCUACUCUUCAGCCAUCAUAGUAGGCCGAGAAAAAGAGGUGGAAGAAGCUUGGCCGUUUGUGCAUUGGUUUUUAGAAGGCUAUGGCAUUUCUUCCACAUUGAAUACGGUUGAUCGUUGUUUGACAAUAUCAACUACCAAAAGGACUAUGCAUCCAGAUCUCGUUGACCAGGCUGCACCGAUUCUUGAACUUUUGGCUAGAACUAGUAUUCCAGCAACUAAGGCAGCAGAAAUACUGAAUGGACGCCUGCAAUAUGAAAUCAUAAGGACUGGGUUUCAUGAUCGUGGACUUUGUGCCAAAUUUGAGAUUGAGAAGGAGCUUGAUAAAAACAGGGACCGGUUGAAGUGCAACUCACAGGCAGUUGCGCGGCUUUUGAAGUGUGACAUUUACAUAAAUGGUAUUAGCGUGGUUGCAGUAGGGACUUCAGUUUCCGGACUUCAGCUGUUCAGGUCAAUUGUGGAAUGCUGCUUUGUGAAAAACGAAGAUCCUGUAGCUGUUGCCAGGAGGCUGAAGCUGGAUCGUAAACUGUACCGAUUGAUGAAGAGAAUUCAAGCUUUGCGCUUGUGAUUGUAAUGGGCUUGUAGCUGGUCUUAUACCCCAUGCCAGUCUAGUCAAACUGUAUGGAAAUAAUCAGAAAAAAAAGAAGUUAUAAUAUUAUAUUCUAGAUCGUCUACGAAAUUUGAAGAAGAUUGUAGCAACGUUGCGAUCGAUAUGAAGAUUGUAGAAAGG